Messenger RNA from Spea bombifrons (plains spadefoot toad), 2727 nucleotides. It is a transcript of the gene RNF157, whose product is annotated as ring finger protein 157. The record is from RefSeq and is a predicted model, not a curated record. Gene Ontology annotation, biological process: protein ubiquitination. Gene Ontology annotation, molecular function: ubiquitin protein ligase activity. Gene Ontology annotation, cellular component: cytoplasm. Bases 220 to 2262 code for a protein of 680 amino acids. The transcript is spliced from 20 exons. Lineage: Eukaryota; Metazoa; Chordata; Amphibia; Anura; Pelobatidae.
CUGGUAGAAAGCUAGAGAUGGGCAGCAGAUGGUGCAGUGUCUCGGUGUCUGACGUACGGCUGACAGGGCCCCGGCAGUUAUUCGGUUAAUCGCUAUUGAGUAUUGAUGAGGCGCCAUCGUAUUCCGCAGUACAUGGUUGGCAGGGAAGAGAAGUGAUGCCAGGAGCUGGGCUGCCAGGACUGUACUAAGGGUGGCAUUUCCGAGCGGAGCCGAGUAAGGAUGGGGGCGCUUACAAGCCGCCAGCAUGCGGGUGUCGAAGAAGUAGACAUGCCACCUAGUUCUAUCUACAGAUACCCACCGAAGUCUGGCAGUUACUUCGCCAGCCAUUUCAUCAUGGGUGGGGAGAAGUUUGAAUCCAGUCACCCUGAAGGGUACCUGUUUGGAGAGAACAGCGACCUGAACUUCCUGGGGAGCCGUCCCGUCACGUUCCCGUAUGCGGCCCCCUCCCCUCAGGAGCCAGUGAAGACCCUGCGCAGUCUGAUUAACAUCCGCAAAGACACCCUGCGCCUGGUCAGGUUCACUGAAGAGGUUAAGACCGGCGGGGCAGAGGGGACCCGGCCCAAGGUGCGUUACAAUGUGGAGUUCACCUUUGAUACAGAUGCACGGGUUGCAAUCACCAUUUAUUACCAGGCGUCUGAGGAGUUCCAGGGAGGCAUUGCCAGUUACGUCCCCAAGUCCAGCAACCUGCGGUCAGACACCGUGCAUUAUAAGAGAGGGGCCGGCCAGCAGUUCUGUCUCCCUUCACACACCGUGGACCCCUCCGAGUGGAGGGAAGAGGAGCUUCCUUUUGACCUGGAUAGAGAGGUUUAUCCUAUGGUGAUUCACGCUGUGGUGGAGGAAGGAGAAGAGCAUCUAGGGCACUCCCAUGUUCUUAUGGCAACAUUUGAAAAGCAUGCGGAUGGAAGUUUUUGUGUGAAGCCCUUGAAGCAGAAGCAAGUGGUGGAUGGAGUCAGUUACCUUCUGCAGGAGAUCUAUGGGAUUGAAAAUAAGUACAAUUCAUGUGACCCCAAGGUGAUGGAAGACGAAGUUAGUGAUAACAGCGCAGAGUGUGUGGUGUGUCUGUCCGAUGUCCGGGACACGCUCAUUCUGCCGUGCAGACACCUCUGUCUGUGUAACACGUGCGCGGACACCUUGCGUUACCAGGCCAGUAACUGCCCCAUCUGCCGGCUCCCAUUUCGAGCUCUCCUUCAAAUCCGAGCUAUGAGGAAGGUCCCUGGUCCUCACUCCCCAGCUGGAUUCAGCCCGAUCCUCGCUGCUCCGACCUCUGACUCAGAGGAGCACACGUCAUCUGAACAUGUGCCUCCUGGCUACGAGGUGGUCUCGCUCCUAGAGGCCCUGAACGGACCCCUCACGCCAUCCCCAUCUGCUCCACCAUUACGGGCUCUUGGGGAAAACCGGCGUCCUGGUGGUCUUCCAACUUAUGGCAGUGACAUCCAGUUACCCCAUCUUCGAAUGCACUCGCCCUUGCAACAUCUGUGUGGGAGCCAGGCAUUAAAACUGAAGAAGAGCAUCUCCAGGUCAAUUUCCCAGAAUUCCUCAGUGCUGCAGGAGGAUGAGAUGGAGAAAUCAUUUAGUGAAGCAGAGAUCCUGACUUCUAGGAAAAAAACACCCCAGCUGGCAGAGGAGUGUGGAGCAACCCCAGAGAGCGAGAAUCUGACCCUGUCUUCCUCUGGAGCCAUCGACCAGUCUUCCUGUACCGGGACCCCCUUAUCUUCCACGAUCACUUCCCCCGAAGACCCCCUGAGCAGUAGCCUGGCGCAGUCAGUAAUGUCCAUGGCCUCUUCCCAAAGCCAUCAGUCCCAGCUCAGCACGGACACAGUGUCCUCCAUGUCUGGCUCCUACACAGCAGGUGGAAUGGACGAAGAGGAAGGGGGCAUCACACCUUCGCCUCCAGCCGCCCCCAGUGGAUCCCCCUCAGAGGAGGGUGAGCUUUCACUGGUCGAGACGCCAGAGGGACACUUUGUAACCAUGUCUGGAGAAGAGAUUGAUGUUGAGGGGAACGUCACAGAGGAGGAGUUUGCAUCCCCAGAGGAGGACGAUGGGCAGAGAACUGGCAGAGAGUGUGACAAUAACAAUGCCGCUCAGGUCACGCUGAGGGACGCUCUGGACAAUGUGAGGGGCUCUGAGGGCUGCCUGGCCGAUGUAAAUUUACCUGAUGCCCCUGGACACACAGAGAGGCCCCCAUACCAUGCCCUGGACACCCGUGUUUCCCUGCAGGAGGUGGGUGACAAGCAGAGCCGGCCGGGCACUCAGGAUGUGUGAUUGCCUCUCUCACCGCCACAGACGUACUGCUUACUUUAUGGACACCUUCCCCCGCAGGCCACCGAGAGAGGCUCCCACCACAGUCACUCAGGACACCCCACUAAUCCCUCCUGGUGCCAGUUGCCCCAGCUCAUUGCCACGCUCUCACACUCCCGGCACUAGGAAGGGUUAUGGUGAACCCAUCUCACAACAUCCACAGGAAGGAAGGAAGGGGUGGCUGGUACCACUGCUGUAUAUUUUGUUUGUAUUUGGUCCAUGGUGUACAUAUUCUGUGUAUAAAACUCCCAACAAGGCUUUGGUGGCACUGCCUGGAUCCAGUCUUAUACUGUUUAAAAUACAGAGAUGUUGGUAAUUUCCCUACUGUAUCUGUUAAGCAAUAGAGAAAUGGCUGGGACUGUUGAAAUCCGUGUGGUUUUUGUACCCUGGGCUGUUCAUUGAACCUAUGAGUUGGAACCUGUCUUGUAA